Molecule: messenger RNA, 1081 nt
Organism: Neurospora tetraspora
Lineage: Eukaryota; Fungi; Ascomycota; Sordariomycetes; Sordariales; Sordariaceae
Exons: 3
Coding region: 1-795 (264 amino acids)
Biological process (GO): carbohydrate metabolic process
Cellular component (GO): extracellular region
Molecular function (GO): cellulose binding
Source: RefSeq, a predicted model, not a curated record
AUGCGCGUGCUAGCAUCUAUCCCCGUUCUCGCGGCUGUCGCCUCCGCCCAAGGCAGCGCCUGGUCCCAAUGCGGCGGCAUAGGCUGGGCCGGUGCUACCAGUUGCGUCUCCGGCUACACCUGCACCAAGCUCAACGAUUACUACUACCAGUGCAUCCCAGGAUCUACUACGUACCCUACGUGCCCAGGUCUCACCACUUCCACCUCUUCUUCUAGUGCCGCUCCUGUGACCACCACUCUCAAAACCUCGACCGUCCCAACUUCCAUCCGUUCAACGAUCUUCGAUUCUUCCCCUGGCGCUCCCUCCGCCACAGCCGUUCCUUCCAACCCGAACCCGACCGUCCUGGAACCAGGCUGGUACUGGAUCCGAGCCGUUGCCGCUCCCAACUUCCACAAGUACCUCCAAAGCGGCACCUCUUCCGCUGCUUCCUCUAACCAGACCGCUCUCCUCGAGGACCACACCACCGCUGGGCAGUUCAACAUCAUCGACGGCCAAAUCGUCUUCAACACCAAGCCUUCUCAGCUUUACCUCAACGUUGAGAACCCUGCCGAUAAGACCCAGAGGAAGCUCAAGACUUGGUUCAGCACGACGAAGAAUGCCUAUGGCACGUUCAAGUUCCAGGGUGAUACCCUGACGUGGUCCGUGGCGGAUAUCAAAAGGCCGAAUGAAGCCGCUUGGUUGGUGUGCACCGGGCAGGAGGUCUUCAUCAACACGGGCGCAUACUUGUAUCAGACGCCAGCUGGGUGUGCGGAUCAGACUAUCCACUCGUACAGUGGUUCGACCGCUGACCUUUAAGAAGUCAAACAUUGGAUGCCGGUAGUCUGCAUUGGGAUGCCAGUAGUCUUCAUCGGAUAGAAAGACGACGUAUAGUCGUCGAGGAGAAGUCCUAUGGAAGCGUGGUAGACCUAGAGGUAUUGGCUGAUGCUUCGAGUCAGUUUUCGUUGUACAUACUUGAGUUACACAUACACAUAUCACCACCACGUACCUGUCCAUGUUUCAAGUCGUCAACUGGCAAGUUCACGUCUCGAAUGUCCCCUCUUUGGACAUUCAAGUGCGGCCAGCCCACUGAGAAAUGAGAACA